This is a messenger RNA of Arabidopsis thaliana (thale cress), 887 nucleotides long. RefSeq names its product Target SNARE coiled-coil domain protein. Gene Ontology annotation, cellular component: Golgi membrane; cytoplasm; endoplasmic reticulum membrane. NCBI's taxonomy places the organism in Eukaryota, Viridiplantae, Streptophyta, Magnoliopsida, Brassicales, Brassicaceae. The record is from RefSeq and is marked reviewed. The coding region runs from base 163 to 576 and encodes 137 amino acids. The transcript has 4 exons.
AAAACGUCAUUGUGUUUACGGAUAUAACUAGACUAAAACGCAGCGUUUUAAAUUAAACGACUAGACCCAUUAACCCGACAUUUUGACCCGUCUUUGUUCUUCCUCAAUUUCAAUUCGCGUUCGAUUUCAAACCUCAGCAGAUUCCGAUUAGAUUUUGCGUCGAUGGCGUCAAAUCCACACAGAAGCGGUGCGGGUGGUUCCCUUUAUGGCGGAGCCGCUCCAUACAGAUCUAGGGAAGGGCUUAGUACUAGAAAUGCUGCAGGUUCAGAAGAAAUCCAGCUGAGGAUUGAUCCGAUGCACUCUGACCUGGAUGAUGAGAUCACAGGUCUCCAUGGCCAAGUCAGGCAGUUGAAAAAUAUUGCUCAAGAAAUUGGGUCAGAAGCAAAGUUUCAGAGAGACUUCUUAGAUGAACUGCAAAUGACAUUGAUCAGAGCGCAAGCCGGGGUGAAGAACAACAUAAGGAAACUAAACAUGAGCAUAAUCCGUAGUGGCAACAACCACAUCAUGCACGUGGUUCUUUUCGCUCUCCUCGUCUUCUUUGUCCUCUACAUCUGGUCUAAGAUGUUCAAAAGAUAAAAAGACUCUCCAAACCUACGAUGAAUCUUCAUUUCAAUCGGCGAAGAAUGAAAUCUAGAAAUCCCCUUGCUCAAGUUUAAAAGAUCAUCGAGAGUUGUACAAACUGGAGUAAGAAGAAUUCGCUUACUCUCUAGAGAUUAUAGAACAUAACAUUUUCCCACUUUUAGACUUUUAGUUUUGUGUUCGAACAAACUCUUUUGUCGAUAACCAAAUCAAUCUUAACCAUUACCGGUUUAAUUAGACUUUGGUUCAAUAUCAAAUACUACUACUUCUUGGUUGUAUUAACAGGGCCCAAUGGCUUUGCUUUCUAC